AUGAGCGGGAGGGUGGGAAAGAGGAGACCUCUUUCCGGUAGCGAGUUCCCGGAUGAGCCCCCCUUCCCCCUUUUCUCUCAGUCCCGGCCGCGGCGGAAAUGGUGGAUGGAGCGAAUGAGCGGCCGUACAGUACACAACACGACACGGCGACAACAUUAGCGGCAGGGCGCCGAUUUCGGCUCCCGUCACAGUCUCCCGCAGGUCGCGGACACUCUACAUGGCGACCCAGCAGUUGCGCGGUACCGAGGUUUAUUGCGACGCCAGCGGAGACUGCAACCAUGUUGCUGUCAAGAUCAAAAGCCAUAACAUACAGCAGGAGGAGGAGACGGAGACGUCGGCUUCUCAGCUCCAGCACCAAGGCCCUGGGCCCACCAAAUACAGUAUCUCGUCCAGUUGUAGCUCUGGAGAAUCAGUCAAACGGGCGGCCCGUAGUCCCCGGCGUCGCCGGCGCAAGUUUCCUCAGCUCUUCGAGCGGGCAUCGGGUAAGUGGUGGGACCCCGCCUUCGACUCGCGAAACCUGGAGGACGCGUGUCUGGAGCGCUGCUUCCCGCAGACCCAGCGCCGCUUUAGGUACGCGUUGCUCUACCUCAUGGUGGCUGCACUGCUCUGGGCCAUUUACUUCGGCUGCGGCGUGAGGGACAAGGACCAGGCUCUGGGGGCCGUUUUCCUGGCUCCCACCCUGCUCUUCAUGCUGUGUUGUGCCGGCCUUUUGGCGGUCACCUUCAGUGGACUCUACUGCCACCACUAUGUCCGAAUCUCUCUGCUCUUCACGUUACUGGUCUUCGCCUUGUCGCUGGCCACUCGUUUCCAGGCCGGCACUGGCAGCGGCCUGGGUUGUAGCGGGAAUGAUAGUCAAGGCUCUUCUCCCUGCUGGAGCUAUCUGUCGCCAGUUGGCAGUUUUUCCAUCUGCGUGGAGGUGUUACUGCUGCUCUACACGGUCAUGCCGCUGCCUCUCUAUCUUUGUUUUAUCUUCGGCGUUUCUUACUCGCUAUUGUUCGAAGUGUUGGGUUAUCAUCUGGGCAGCGUCGAGUGGCCCCAGCCGCCGGGUUCCGGCCAGCAUCUAGUGCUGGAAGCUAUGGCCAAGCUUUUCCUACAUGCUUGUGUACAUGCAGUGGGCAUCCACCUCUUCAUCAUGUCACAGGUACGCUCCCGUACCACGUUCCUGAAAGUAGGCCAGUCCAUCAUGCACGGCAAGGACCUGGAAGUAGAGAAAGCCCUGAAGGAACGCAUGAUCCACUCUGUCAUGCCCAGGAUGGUGGCGGACGAGUUGAUGAAGCAAGGAGACGACGAGAGCGAGAACUCCUUCAAGCGUUACUCCACCUCCAGCCCAAAGAGCAAGAAGAAGAAAACAUCUAUACAGAGAGCGCACAUCAUCUUCAGGCCCUUCACCAUGCAACGCAUGGAGCCCGUCAGCAUCCUCUUCGCAGACAUCGUGGGCUUCACUAAAAUGAGCGCUAAUAAAUCCGCCCACCUGCUGGUCGGUCUCCUCAACGACCUUUUUGGACGCUUCGACCGUCUCUGCGAGGGCACGGGAUGCGAGAAGAUCAGCACCUUGGGCGAUUGCUACUACUGCGUGGCCGGCUGUCCCGAACCCCGCUCCGACCACGCAUACUGUUGCAUCGAGAUGGGCCUGGGCAUGAUUCAGGCCAUUGAACAAUUUUGCCAGGAGAAGAAAGAAAUGGUUAACAUGAGGGUCGGGGUGCACACAGGUACUGUCCUAUGCGGUAUUUUGGGAAUGAAACGCUUCAAGUUUGACGUUUGGUCUAACGAUGUGAACUUGGCCAAUUUGAUGGAACAGCUUGGGGUGGCUGGAAAGGUCCACCUUUCGGAAAUUACGGCCAAAUACUUGGAUGAACGUUAUCUAAAGGAGGAUGGGAAAGUGAUGGAAAGGGUUGGCACGCAGAGUGUGGUGGCUGAUCAACUGAAAGGAUUGCAGACAUUCCUUAUUUCUGGCAGAAAGCUGGCUCAUUCAAUGUGUACCUGCUCUCACAUGACGUUACCUCACCUUGAUAGAGGAGACUUCAGUCCUCUUACAGUCCCCAUGCAGAACCGAGAAAUUACAAAUGAGGCUUUGACUGAAGUGGGAGAAGCUAGCAACAUCAUGGCUAAAACUAAGCCCAUGUGUCCAUCCUGUAAUAUCAUGCUCAUUCCUGGAUCCAGCACCAGCACAGAAGAAACUGCUGUGCAGAAUGGUUGUCAAGAUGAGCGCAAAAAUCCCAAGGCACCAUCAGCAGGGCGAAGUCUGAAGGCCCAAAAUGGUCUACUGAGUCCUCCAGAGGAAGAAAAGUUAAACAACAGCCAGACAUCGCUGUUUGAAAUGCUGCAGAGUGAGAGGCAGCUGGAUGGACUGCUUCCACUACGCUCCAAGCAGAUCCGGGAGAAAACAGAUGCUCAGUUUGUCAGCGUCAUUAAGGAGGACAGAUUAAUGGACGAAUACUUCUUCAAACCUCCUAUUAACAAAUUCAGCCUGAAUUUCUUGGACUCAGGCUUGGAGAAAGCUUAUAGGGGCAGCUAUCAAGAUGAGAGUGACGUGAAUAGCGUGCGUUCAAAUACUACACCAGCUAAGGUUAUCAUGAAGGACUCGCCUUAA
Molecule: messenger RNA, 2590 nt
Organism: Rhincodon typus (whale shark)
Lineage: Eukaryota; Metazoa; Chordata; Chondrichthyes; Orectolobiformes; Rhincodontidae
Gene: adcy9a
Product: adenylate cyclase 9
Exons: 6
Coding region: 218-2590 (790 amino acids)
Biological process (GO): adenylate cyclase-activating G protein-coupled receptor signaling pathway; cyclic nucleotide biosynthetic process; intracellular signal transduction
Molecular function (GO): adenylate cyclase activity
Source: RefSeq, a predicted model, not a curated record